ACUAUAUAUACACAACCUUCCACUCUUUAUUCGGAUAAUUCUGUUAUACCAAUCUUAUUUCUUUUUCUCUUUUAAUCUCUCUCUAAAAUCCAUAUAAAUCUUCUCAGAUUUCAUAACAAAUUAAUAAAAUUCUCUCUCUAGAAGCUUUUUCAAGUUCUUCAAUGGCUACAGAGUCAGAAAACAUCAAAUUCGAUGAGGAAUACGUAUUGAAUUCGAGAGGAUUGAAGCUAUUUACAUGUCAAUGGAUUCCGACGAGUCAAGAACCGAAGGCUUUGAUUUUUAUCUGCCAUGGUUACGCCAUGGAAUGCAGUAUUACCAUGAACAGUACCGCGAUUCGGCUAGCGAAAGAAGGAUUUGCAGUUUACGGAAUAGAUUAUGAAGGGCAUGGAAAAUCAUCUGGAUUACCAGCAUAUGUUGAAAGUAUGGAUAAUGUAAUUGAUGAUUGUUCUAAACAUUUUACAAAAAUAUGUGAGAAGCAGGAGAAUAAAGGAAAAAUGAGGUAUUUGUUAGGAGAAUCCAUGGGAGGAGCUGUGACUCUUCUUUUGCAUAGAAAACAACCUCAUUUUUGGGAUGGAGCUAUCUUGGUGGCACCCAUGUGUAAGCUUGCUGAUGAAAUGAAACCGCCACAAGUGGUGAUAAGUGUUCUCACAAAGCUUUGCAAUUUCAUUCCAACUUGGAGAAUUAUACCUUCAAAGGACAUUAUUGACCUUGCAUUUAAGGUCCCUGAAGUUAGAGAACAGGUUAGAGCAAAUAAAUAUUGCUAUAAAGGUCGUCCUCGCUUGAAAACUGGACAUGAACUUUUGAAGACUACAAUGGAUAUAGAACAAAGGCUUCAAGAGGUUUCGUUACCAUUUAUGGUUCUACACGGCGAAGAUGAUAAAGUGACGGAUAAAUCAGUUAGCAAGCAACUAUACGACGUAGCAUCAAGCACAGACAAGACAAUCAAAUUAUACCCAGGAAUGUGGCACGGUUUAUUAUACGGAGAGCCCUUAGAAAACAUUGAAAUUGUUUUCAAGGACAUAAUUGAAUGGUUAGAGAAGAGAACUAAUGAAGAUAAUGCAAGAUUUGAGAGACAAUUAAAACAAAGAAAUGAUGAUUUGUCUCAAUCUAAAUAAAGGGUUUAGCAAGAAAGUUUGAUAUUUUAGAGACAAUUAAAAUUAUUGUUAGCUUGCUAGCCAAGAAACCCAAUUAGGGUUUGAUGGGAAUAGAGUGACUAUGGAAGAAAAUUGGUUGGAUUUUCAAUUCAAGAUUUGAAGUUGGCUAGAGAGUGGCAUUGGCCAAGUUGGUGGAUUCUAUGUUUUGAAAUUUUAGGUGUAGAGCAUACAUAAAUGAUAAAUGUGAGAGAUUUCUAUUCAUUUGAUUGUUUACAUAAGUGAAUCACUUAUUUACAAAUAAAAAUAAAUUUAUAUUCAUUGAA
Messenger RNA from Mercurialis annua (annual mercury), 1417 nucleotides. Its product is annotated as caffeoylshikimate esterase-like. Bases 162 to 1115 code for a protein of 317 amino acids. The transcript has 8 exons. Gene Ontology annotation, molecular function: lipase activity. Gene Ontology annotation, cellular component: membrane. Lineage: Eukaryota; Viridiplantae; Streptophyta; Magnoliopsida; Malpighiales; Euphorbiaceae. The record is from RefSeq and is a predicted model, not a curated record.